UUUGAAAAUUUCUUACCUUAUUCCUGCUCUGUGAUCUGUCUUAAUAGAGAAGUUGUUCAGUGCUUUUAGUCACUCCUACCUGCCCUGCUGAAGGGCUGUGCAACAGGACUGUUCUUUUUGGAGAGAUGAAURCUGCACGUAACAUUCAAAUUGCAGGUGUCCCUCAAACAACCAAAAAUGGUUCUAAAGAAGAAAAAAGAAAUUCAGGUGGAUGCAUUCUUUCUUGAUGAGCAACAGCUUGAAAAACUUAGGAUGUUUACAGGGUCUGAGGAGCAAAAUCUGGCAUCGCUGCUUCUGCACUGUGCCCAGCUGAGCAAUGGCAUCCAGCAGAUUCAGUACAUUAAACAGAUUAUGCCUUGCCUGAAGAAGAUGGAUCAGAAGUCUGCAUCUGAUCCCAUGGUUAAGGCUAGUUUGGAUAUUUUGGGAGAGAUAUAUUUUUCACUGAGUGUGAAGAAUCCCUUGAAAAAAGUUCUACAAAGUUCACUGAAUUGUCUUCCUGAACAGCUUAUGACCGAAGCUAUACAGAGCUUUGUGUGCUGCCUUAGAGAAGAACUGAAAACCACAGAUAUAUAUUUGUAUAGGAAAGUAUUGGACAACCUUGUUUCUUGUAUGGAAGACUUCAGUCUAGGUAAAGCAAGCAUUAAGAACCUAUUCAAAGAAGUUCUUCAGUUUCUGCAGAAAUCUCUGCUUGACAUACAAGAAGAAAACAGGCAAAACAGUGGAAAUCGUAUUGUUCAGACCCGGCUGAUGCACGACUUGUUGGUGGCUAUUAAAGUUUCAAUGAUGCUUCUGCAGAAACUGCAAGAAAAUAUUCAGAGAAAUCUUUUGAAAAAUCCUGACUGUUAUAUUUGGCAAAGCAUGUGCAGCUUACUGAAAAGCUCCACAAACUUUCUAAUGGAUGAAACUCUGCUGCAGACUGUUCAGACGACUUCAGGGCUGGCCUUCAUUCUCUUCACUAAAGUUAUGUAUGGGACACCUGAAAAGUUACCUUCCUUAGUCAGUGACUUGAUUCUUGGAUCAGGGAGAGCUACAGAGCUACCAGCAUGGUUUGUGAGCAACUGUGGGGUCCUCUGUAAUGGAAAACUCCCUGACUCAGUCCUCCUCUUUCUCUGUCAUGGAGCCCUGGCUAUGCUGGAGUGGAAGAGUGGCAGUAUGGGUGAAAAGGGAGAGAAACUCUUGCUAGAUAUCGCAUCAGUCCUGCUGUCUYUGAGUUCAGAGUUGAAAGAAUCCAGCAUGGCCACUUCUUUGUCUAGAAUCCUUGCUAUUUGGACUCAUUCAGGGCUAGAUGCCCUUGCUUCAUGUUCCCCAAAUCUAAAAAUCCAUCUUAAUGGGAAUUCAGACAUACCCAGGAAAUUGCUGGAAUAUGUUUACACGCACUGGGAACACCCUCUGGAUGCUGUUAGACACCAAACCAAACUGAUAUUCAAGAAUCUUCUUCAGAUUCACCAAAAGACCAUUAACAGAUCAGAUGAAAAAUCCGACCUGUUCUUCGCAGGCUUGACAAAACGUUUACUGAGUCUGGAAUGGCAUGUGAGAGGGAAAUACGCUUCUCUUGGCUGUCUCGUGGAGUUCAUGGGCACUGAAAGUGUAUUACAGUUGGACCAAACAAUUCCAAUGCAGAUCUUGGACGUGAUGAAUGAUCAAACUCUUGCACCGUAUGCUAGUGAUCUUCUGGAAACCAUGUUUGUAAAUCAUAAAGUUCAGUUCACCUCAGGAUUUCAAGAAAGUACCUGGAUUGAGCAGUGGCAUGAUACCUGGGUUUCUCCUCUUCUUUUAAUACUAUGUGAAGGGAAUCAUGACCAAACUACUUACAUAAUAGAUUACUAUUUACCUAAGUUGCUGAAAUGUAGCCCUGACAGCCUGAAAUACAUGAUUAAAAUUCUUCAGGCUUCUGCUGGUGCUAAUCUUGGCUCUCGCAGCAGGAGAGGAGCUCUGGGGGCGCUGAUGGCCUGUCUGAGGGCAGCCAGGGCUCACGGCCACCUGGAGCUCUCGAACAUCAUGGGCAGCGGUCUCGUCUCACCUGACUGUAUAAAGCAGGGCCUAGUUCAUCAGCACAAUCAGGUUUGCAUUGAUGCUUUAGGUUUGCUUUGUGAAACCCGUCGCAGUACGGAAACUGUGUCUGUAGAAGAAAUGCAACUCAUUCAGUUUUUUAUUGCUUACAACUUGAAUAGCCAGGCUCCUUCAGUGAGGCAGCAGAUGUGUUCUUUACUGAGAAAGCUGUUUUGUAGGAUACAAGAAAGCUCUCAGGUGCUUUAUAAACUGAAGCAAAAUAAAACCAAGCAAGAAUUACUUGAAGAUUCCACUAAAUGGGAUCCUGUGGUGACUUUGCAGCAAUAUAAAGUUUUUAUGUCAUCYCUAUGUGACAGACUUUUUGAAGCGCUGUUUCCUGGUUCAUCCCAUGCAACCAGAUUUUCUACAUUAACUAUUUUGGGAUCAAUAGCAGAAGUAUUUUCUGUUCAAAAAGGUCAGACCCAAGUUUUUCAGUUGACUCAAGAAAUUGAUUCUGCCCGUGUCCAAACUUUGCUGCAGUGUUUGGCCAGUACUUUUGAAGAAGUGAAAGUCCUGGCAUUUGACCUUUUGAUUAAACUACGUGAUGUUACAUUUAAUUUACAGGAUUCUGAAGAUCUAGACCUCUUAUUUCAAGCAGCAAUGGAUCUUAGCACGAGUAACAAGCCUUAUGAUUGUGUGACAGCUUCAUAUUUGUUGAACUUGUUAGUACAUCAUGAAGAGCUGCCGCGUAUUUGUUUAGGAAAAUGGAUUGAAUGCAACUCUCAGAUAGAUGAAGAUCAAUCAAUCAGUGUAGUGGAGAAGAACACUUUAGUAGUUAUCAAGAUUUUGUUAGCGAAUGUUGAGGAAGAAAUAUUUCAAGCCAAAAAGUCCUUGCUUCAAGCAGCAGCAUCAUUCCCAAUGUAUGGGAGAGUGCAUUGUAUAACUGGGGCUUUGAAGCAAUUACCUUUAAGUAACUUGGCAUUAAGAAGUGAAUGGAAGCAAAUGGUGGCCAGGCUCAUUCUGAUGUCCUACAAACUCUCUGGUGUAGUGUCUCCAGUAGUGCAGAGCUCAUCCCCAGAAGGUCUUAUUCCAAUGGACAGUGAUUCAGAAACAGCAGAUCGACUGCAAAUGAUUCUGCACGAGAUACAGCCACAGGACACAAAUGACUAUUUCAUACAAGCAAAGACUUUGAGAGAAUACUGCGAAGUGGAAUCUGAAAAGCUGGUUGACCGCAAGCCAGCAGAAAAUAUUUGCCCAGAAAUAAAAGAUAAAGACAGGCAAACGUGCGAUGUCACAGCUCAAAUGGUUCUUGUGUGCUGCUGGAGAAGCAUGAAGGAAGUGUCUCUGCUCUUGGGGACACUGUGCAAACUUUUGCCUUCACAGGCUGCAUCUCAAGCUGCAGAUGGGUUGAUCACUGUAGAACAGGUUAAAAAUAUUGGGGACUACUUUAAGCAUCAUCUGUUGCAGUCGAGACACAGGGGCGCGUUUGAGUUAGCGUAUGCUGGCUUUGUGCAGCUUACAGAAAUGCUCUCCAGAUGUAACAUUGAGAGUCUGCGCAAGAUGCCAGAGCAAUGGUUAUGUCACGUCUUGGAAGAAAUCAAGUCUUGUGAUCCUUCAUCUAAGCUAUGUGCAACCAGACGUAGUGCUGGAAUUCCAUUCUACAUACAGGCUUUGUUAGCUUCCGAACCGAAGAAGGGCAAAGCAGAGUUGCUGAAAAUGACAAUGACAGAAUUGCUGGCUUUGGCCGCACCUCUGAAAGAAGCAGCAAGUGUAAUUCCACAGGUUCAUGCUUUAAAUAUCCUGCGAGCGCUGUUCAGGGAUACCCGCUUAGGUGAAAACAUCAUGCCCUACGUGGCAGAUGGAAUACAGGCAGCAGUGCUGGGUUUCACGUCCCCUGUUUGGGCAGUAAGAAAUUCUUCAACUCUUCUUUUUAGUGCUCUAAUUACAAGAAUUUUUGGAGUUAAAAGAGGGAAGGAUGAAAAUUCAAAAAAAAAYAGAAUGACAGGAAGGGAGUUUUUCUCUCGGUUUCCAAGUCUUUAUACUUUCCUUCUCCAACAGCUGGAGGUUGUAGCCAAUGCACUGGACAGUGAAACUGAAGAGUUGAAAUCGCAUCCAAAUUUGUUCCUUUUGCUUUUAAUUCUGGGAAAGCUGUAUCCAUCUCCAAUGGAUGGCACUUACUCAGCCCUGAGCAUGGCACCAUUUGUCCCACUUAUUAUAAGAUGUGGCCGCUCUCCCAUGUACCGGUCGCGUGAGAUGUCGGGCCGGGCCCUGGUGCCGUUCGUCACCGUAAACGAGGUGCCACAGACGGCCCUGUCGCUGCUGGGGGCACUUCCAGACUGCACCAGCCCUCGCGUACGCCAGAAUGCUGUUCAUGGGACACUCCUGCAAGUUUUUCACUUGCUGCAGUCAUACUUGGAGUCGAAACAGCACGUUAAUUCAGACUUUCAGGAGGGACUGAAUGACAUCGUUACCUCUGUAGGAACCAAACUGUGGUUGGCCAAAAGGCCAAAUCCUUGCUUGGUGACUCGAGCGGCCUAUAUUGAUGUCCUUGUGAUGCUGAGUACUCACCUGGGGAAGCUUCAAAUACUAGGAACACAAUUCUCUGGAUUUUGGAAAGAGCUGAACACCAUAAUUUCRGAGUCUGAAUUGAUGACAGGUAUUCCCUACUUGUCUCCAGUGCCAGGACUGGCACAGUAUCUUCAGAGCAUCACCAAGCUCGUAAUAUCAGUGCUGUCAGUGACCACAGACCCUGCCAUCCAGAGCAGCAGUUCAUCUUUUACAGAGAAAAUAGCCCAGCCAUCAUUGUCAUUAAUUAGUCUCCUUCACUGUGAGUUUCAUGAAGUGCGUCUGCUUGUCAUGGAGGCAGCGCUGCUUUGGCUGAAACRGAUGAAUUCCAAGCAAGUUAGAGAAAAAGAGAGAGGUGUGCAGUGCCUGCUCUCUGAUAUGGAAGACACUCUACUCUCAGUUGCUGUGAAGGAGAGUAAUCCCCAGUGCUUUUGCAAGGUGCUGGAAAUUCUUUAUAACAUGGAUCUCCAAAGUGUGCUUCCAAAGACUGAAUGCUCUAUGAAAAUGAAUCCAAAUGAACUCUUAAUCUGGAGUUUGAAUAUUGUAGAUAGCUCCACUAGUACUGAAAUUCAAAGCGUAGCUCUCAAAUUUGCCUCAAAGUUGGUUGUUCAUCUUCUACAGAAUCAUCAACAGGUUUCAGAAGAAGUCUUAAAAAAGUGGAUUCAGUUGAUAGUUUAUUCUUGUGGAGAUGAACAAGAGACAGAAAUGCUGUUAGCAGCUGCAGAAGUGCUUAAAAAUAUAACAUCAUUCAUCCUGAUCAGUGAAAAACUUGUUCUUGGUCUGUCUGAUACACUUGCUAUGUGGAAAUGUGUGGUUCUCCUGCUGCAGAAUGAGGAUUUGGUGGUAAGGGACGCUGCUGCUGAGGUUGUACAACUGGCACAGUCUCAAAGGAAGAACAGUACAGGGACAGACUUUGCAUUUAGGAUAGUGAGUGCCCCAAUGGCCUUGGAUUUAGCUUUUGGCACGGUGUGUGAGCUGCUCCAGCUGUGGGGGGAAGUCCGUGCUGGGAUCCCCAUCCUGCUGGAAUGGCUGCUGGGAGACAGCGACCUGAAAAGCGACGGGGAGACUCCAGCUCUGGCCGAGGACGCGGCCSAUGGCCUGUUCGCCAAGGGCGAAGGGAACUCGUGGGCGGAGGAGCUGCGCAGCGCCGGGCUGCUCGGCCGGCACGUGGCGGGGCUGCUGUCCGCGCUCCCGCCGGCUGCGCCGUUGGAACGGGCAGCGCUGGAACGGGCAGCGCUGGAGCGGCUCUGCCGCAGUGCCCGCGAGCGGGCCCGGCGCCUCGCGCGCCUCCUCGGGGCGCUGCCACCGGCUCCAGCGCUCGCCGCGACGGCCCAGUUCACACGGCUGGAGAUUCAGCRUCAACGGGUAUCCGCCUGCCUGAAGAUGCUGGAUUUGCUUCAGCCGGAUCAUCUCCGCAGAAACAAAAAGCCGGAGGAGGGAGUUGCCGGCAGCCCACGGGCCGGGAGCCAUGUGUGAUGGGCGGCCACCCCAAGGACCAAGGACGGUGCUCGGGCUCCUGCAAACCUGCAACAAGCUCCUCAGCAGGACCUGCCGGAAAAAUGUACGGCCCAUGGCGAGUCCGGGGGGCUUUUCUCCUUUUUWUUCUUCGUCAGUUGUGGUAUGGGAGACGGCUGCUUGUAGAUGCAUUCGCUUACUGCAUUAAGUGAGCGUGGCUCCUUGCAGCUACUGUGGGAAGCAGAGCAGCUCGACUUAGUGUUUUCCGUCCAUCCAGGUGCAGGCCACCUGUGGUUCUGUCACGUUUUACCCUGUAUUUUUACCUUCCACAUUUUAAUACUCUGAUACACUUAAUGUUGUCUUCCUGCAAUACAUGGAGGAAUAAUUAUAAAGUGAACAGAGUUAGACUGUAAGUUUUUAUUUCUGUUACUAAAAGCAAAGAAAAAAAAUACUGGCUUCCUCCUUUGCCCUUUACAAACAUCACCCUGCCUCGCACUCCUCUCCAGAGGAAGGUGAGGAUCCCGCUUCUGAAGAACCUUCCUUGGCRGAUGGAAACGGCAUUACUUACUCAUACAUGCCUUUUAUUUUUAAUUCUUCCAUAAAUCAAGUGACUGUUUUAAUGAAAUGGUUCUCAAAUGAAGACAAAGCAGCUCCAUUUAGAACUAAGCUGUGUCCUUACUUCCAAAAUCUUUUGUUGUCUAUGUGUUUCUUAGACGGGUGAGAGGCAAUGGAAUUAGGCCCCUGGAUAUGCCCGAGUGCUGCUCCAUCUCCGCGCUCCGUGUUGGAGGGGGGGCCGUGUGCUCACC
This is a messenger RNA of Nothoprocta perdicaria, 6815 nucleotides long. RefSeq names its product THADA, armadillo repeat containing (gene THADA). The record is from RefSeq and is a predicted model, not a curated record. The coding region runs from base 178 to 6030 and encodes 1950 amino acids. Gene Ontology annotation, biological process: tRNA methylation. The transcript has 39 exons. Lineage: Eukaryota; Metazoa; Chordata; Aves; Tinamiformes; Tinamidae. Gene Ontology annotation, cellular component: cytosol.